UUUAUCUCAUACUUGGCCACUACUAUGAGCAUGUUGGCCUGAUGGUCAGUUUGGAACGUAAAGGUUUAUUGGCCAAAGGUGAAUAUUUUGUUGUUGGCAUCGAUAUUGAACAAUAUGAUCCAGCUAAUCCGGAUAAAUAUUUGCGUGGUUUACUGCUGGAGAAAAUCGAUUUAAGCGCAGAAGUGGCUUUUCAAUCAUAUGUGGGCAUCUUUCCAACAGCGUCAUUGUCGUUUGCUAAAUUUGCCAAGGAGGUCAACAAAUACAUGGAGCUGCCGCCAUUCAAUUUUCCCAAUCCUCUAGGCUAUUUUGGUGGCGAAAAGCAGGUGAGUGAGAAAACGGGUGUGAACUUUAGUG
This is a messenger RNA of Rhagoletis zephyria (snowberry fruit fly), 354 nucleotides long. Its product is annotated as receptor-type guanylate cyclase Gyc76C-like. The record is from RefSeq and is a predicted model, not a curated record. Lineage: Eukaryota; Metazoa; Arthropoda; Insecta; Diptera; Tephritidae.